This is a messenger RNA of Aspergillus sclerotioniger CBS 115572, 1087 nucleotides long. RefSeq names its product carbon-nitrogen hydrolase family protein. The record is from RefSeq and is a predicted model, not a curated record. The coding region runs from base 28 to 957 and encodes 309 amino acids. The transcript has 2 exons. Gene Ontology annotation, molecular function: hydrolase activity, acting on carbon-nitrogen (but not peptide) bonds, in linear amides. NCBI's taxonomy places the organism in Eukaryota, Fungi, Ascomycota, Eurotiomycetes, Eurotiales, Aspergillaceae.
CAACGUAACCCCGCCUAGACCUCCAUCAUGCCUCCGUACUGCAAGAUUGCUGUCAUCCAGCUGUACGUCAAGCCCCUCAAACCGGCUGAUAACUUCGCCCGGGCAGUGCAAUUCAUCCGCGAGGCCGCUGCCCAGGGCUGCGACCUGGCCGUACUGCCCGAGUUCCAUUUGACCAACUGGAUUCCGACCGACCCGAGAUUUGCGCGUCUAUGUGAUGACUGGGAGAGCUAUGUGCAUCGAUAUCAGGCUCUAGCCAAGGAAUGCAACAUCUGUAUCGUCCCCGGGUCCAUCGUGCGCCCUGUAUCGGCAUCACCACGCGAGCCAUCAGCCUCACCCACCGACACACCCGCUCCAGCCCUGGAGAACGUCGCUUUCUUCAUCUCCAACACGGGGGAGAUCCUCGGAUCCUACGUGAAAAAGAACCUCUGGGGACCUACCGAGCGAGCAUACCUUCGGUCCUCGGGCGACAGCCCGCACCAAGUCAUCUCGACCCCGUUUGGCCCCGUAGGCUUGCUGGUCUGCUGGGAUCUAGCCUUCCCCGAAGCCUGGAGAGAACUAGUCUCCCAGGGAGCGCAGAUAAUCAUCGUUCCGACCUUGUGGACCCGCAACGGAGCCUCCGAGGCAGGUCAUCGUCAGAACCCAUCAGCGCCAUCCCUGUUCCUUGACAGCAUUCUCACUGCACGCACUUUUGAAAAUACCUGCGCCGUGGUCUUUGCCAAUGCAGGCGGACCUCCGGGCAGAAACUACUGCGGUCUUUCCCAGAUCAAUAUCCCCUAUGCCGGGCCGUUGGUUCGUUUGGGGACGUCAGCCGAAGGCAUGGGCGUCGCUACCUUGGAUUUGGCGGUGCUGGAGGAUGCAGAAGCAAACUACGCCAUUCGCAAAGAUUUGGCCGAUCCUUCCUGGCACUAUAGACAUACUCAGCGGAGUCUCGCGGAGUCGUCGAAAGGGAAACUCUAGAUAGAAUGAAUCAGUGUAUGAUGGGUGUAGAUAUGAGUGAGGACACGGUUUGGCUGAGUGAGCUUUCUGCAUGGAUUGCCACAAGUGGGGGGGUCGUGGUGAACACAGAGUAGAAAUCAAUGGCAUUCCU